GAAAAGAAAAACAAAAAGUAAAAAUUAUAAAAAUCAAGGGAGCUUCGUUUCUUUAUUUCAGUCUCAUCUCUUUCAUCUUUUCCUCUCAACUUUCAACACACAGUCUCGCCCUCCCUUUCGAGGGGUUUCUUUUUUUCUUUUUUUUUUCUUUAUUUUUGUUUUCAUUUCUUUCAUUGUUCUUUUUUCUUUUAAUUUUGUUUAUUUUCCCCUCUUUUGUUAUCAGCAUCUUCUUCAAUUUAUUCAAUCUCUCCAGGAACCCUAACCCCGGAAUCUUUUUUAAAAUCCUCAAAAUUUUCAUUUAAUUGAAAGAAGAUGCAGCAGCAAAGGCUAAAGCAGCAACAACAGGCUAUGAUGCAACAGGCUCUCUACCACCAUCCCAGUCUCUUGACUGUCCCUCAGAUAGAGCCUAUCUUGAGUGGUAAUCUUCCUCCUGGCUUUGAUUCAGCUACCUGCCGCAGUGUGUAUGUGGGAAAUAUUCACCCCCAGGUUACGGAACCCCUUCUGCAAGAAGUUUUCUUGAGUACUGGUCCUAUUGAAGGAUGCAAACUUAUUAAAAAAGAUAAGUCAUCCUAUGGUUUUGUGGACUAUUUUGAUCGCAGAUCAGCUGCCCUUGCUAUUGUGAGUCUUAAUGGAAGGCAUCUAUUUGGGCAACCUAUUAAAGUUAAUUGGGCAUAUGCUAGUAGUCAGAGGGAGGAUACAUCAGGUCAUCACAACAUUUUUGUCGGUGAUCUCAGCCCUGAAGUUACAGAUGCUACAUUAUUUGCAUGUUUUUCUGUGUACUCCAGUUGUUCGGAUGCUAGGGUUAUGUGGGAUCAAAAAACUGGGCGUUCAAGAGGUUUUGGUUUUGUUUCUUUCAGGAACCAGCUGGAUGCCCAAAGUGCAAUAAAUGACUUGAAUGGGAAGUGGCUUGGAAGUAGACAGAUCCGAUGUAACUGGGCUGCAAAAGGUGCCUUGUCCAAUGAUGAUAAACUGGGUCCAGAUGCCAAAAGCAUUGUAGAGCUGACAAAUGGAACAUCUGAAGAAGGUCAAGAGAAGACUACUGAUGAUGCUCCAGAAAACAAUCCUCAGUAUACCACUGUUUAUGUGGGCAAUCUUGCUCCAGAGGUUACAUCAGUUGAUCUCCAUAGGCAUUUCCAUGCCCUUGGAGCGGGAUCAAUUGAAGAUGUUCGUGUGCAACGAGAUAAAGGUUUUGGUUUCGUGAGAUACAGUUCACAUGCUGAAGCAGCUCUAGCUAUACAGAUGGGAAAUGCUCGAAUUCUAUAUGGUAAACCAAUUAAGUGCUCAUGGGGUACCAAACCUACUGCACCAGGAACAAGCUCAACCCCUCUGCCUCCACCAGCUUCUGCACAUAUGCCUGGUCUUUCAGCCGCAGACCUUGCUGCCUACGAACGACAUAUGGAGUUGAGUAAAUAUGCUGGUGCACAGGUAACGAGUAUGAUGCAUCCACAGGGUCAGCAUGCCCUUAAGCAGGCGGCCAUGGGAAUGGGUGCCGCUGGAGCUAGUCAGGCAAUCUAUGAUGGUGGAUACCAAAAUGUUGCGACAACCCAGCAGCUUAUGUACUACCAGUAAGUGAUGGGAUCCAUCUCCUAUCAUAGCAUCACAGGGAGGAAUAAGUAUUUGGAGAACUGUAGCAUAAUGCUACUUUUUUCAUUUUCAAAUUUCUUUGCUUUUUGCUCUUCUUUUCAUUUCCCUGGCUAGAUUGCUCUAUCUCUGGGUUUUGUACCUUCAACUUGUCUGGUUGUUUCAUGGUUUGAACUUCAAACAGAAGCUUAAACUUACAAGGCUUUUAACGUGUUCUCUUAACCAUUUUAGUUGGAAGAAAGACCAUUGUUAUUCAUUUACAAGUA
This is a messenger RNA of Durio zibethinus, 1847 nucleotides long. Its product is annotated as oligouridylate-binding protein 1-like. Gene Ontology annotation, molecular function: mRNA binding. NCBI's taxonomy places the organism in Eukaryota, Viridiplantae, Streptophyta, Magnoliopsida, Malvales, Malvaceae. Gene Ontology annotation, cellular component: cytosol. The record is from RefSeq and is a predicted model, not a curated record.